This is a messenger RNA of Glycine soja, 1655 nucleotides long. RefSeq names its product receptor-like protein kinase ANXUR2. The record is from RefSeq and is a predicted model, not a curated record. Lineage: Eukaryota; Viridiplantae; Streptophyta; Magnoliopsida; Fabales; Fabaceae. The transcript has 4 exons. Gene Ontology annotation, biological process: protein autophosphorylation. The coding region runs from base 260 to 1279 and encodes 339 amino acids. Gene Ontology annotation, molecular function: ATP binding; transmembrane receptor protein tyrosine kinase activity. Gene Ontology annotation, cellular component: plasma membrane; plasmodesma.
CCUUACUGGUUUUGGAUAACAAUGUGGUGCCAGAACUCAGAUUUUUGCCUUUUCUAACAGAUACUGAUUCUUGAGUCCGAGACAUUACCGAAACCAAUCUGAAUCUGCAGGUUGAGGGUGGCAAUAUUAAAUUAUCUGAACUCAACUCAACUAACUCUGACAAGCUUAUUGAGAGCCGAACCAGAUAAAGAAGCAACAGAAUAUUUUUGAAGCUUUGUUUCUGCCUUGCCUUUAUAUCCAGAUAUCUAAAAUUGGGAUAAUGCUUAUUAAAUAUUUGGGCUUCUGCUGGUCGAAGCAUGCAAGUUCAUGUCAUAGGCAAUAUCCAACGGUGAUAGAAGAACUGUGCCAUCAAUUUUCAUUGGCCGAUAUUAAGGAAUCAACCAAAAAAUUUGAUGAAGACCAAAUAAUUGGAACUGGAGAUAUUUAUAUUGUGUAUAAAGGUUUUCUCCAACACAAUGGUGUUACUGAGGAUACAGUUGCAAUGAAGCGAAUAUGUGGGAACACCAAGAAAACACUUAAGCAGUUCAAGAACGAAAUUGAGUUGCUCUGCCAGCUUCGUCAUCCAAAUUUGAUCACUCUAUUAGGAUUUUGUGACCACAAAGACGAGAAGAUUAUGGUAUAUGAGUACAUGGCCAAUGGAUCUCUCCAUGAUCGCCUAUACUGUAGUGAUGUGAAAAAGGAACCACUAACAUGGAAGCAUAGGCUAAAGAUAUGCAUAGGAGCAGCACAUGGACUACACUACCUUCACACAGGUGCCAAGCGAACCAUCUUUCAUCGUGACAUAACACCUUAUAAAAUUCUUUUGGAUAGAAACAUGGUGGCCAAACUCUCAGACUUCCGGCUUUCCUUAAAAGGACCGCAUUAUGCAUCAAAGCCAAAACCCAAGACGAUAUCAAAAGACGGCUUUAUAGGUACAUGUGGUUAUGUAGCUCCUGAGAUUUCAGAAAACAAGACAUUAACAGAAAAAUGCGAUGUUUACUCCUUUGGUGUAGUGCUACUAGAAGUAGUAUGCAAAGACAAGCUUAAAAAUGUUGAGAAGAGGCAGAAGCACCCUGUUGAGGAGAAUAUUGAUCCGAAUCUCAAAGGCAAGAUUGCACCAGAGUGUUGGGAAGUAUUUAUUGAUAUCACAGAAAGAUGCUUGAAGUUUGAUCCAGAUGAGCGGCCGGCAAUGGGUGAAGUGGAGGUGCAACUUGAGCUUGCUCUGUCAUUGCAGGAAGAAGCAGAUAUGAGAAAUUCUUGUGAUGAUUAUACCCUAUUAUCUAUGACCAUUAUUAAUUAGUCCUACUCCUCAACCAGAAUGCAGCCAAUAUCCUGCAACAUCUUAGGCCUUCAUUUGUCAUUGCAAAGAAAUCAAGGGAGAGAAAAAUAUAAUGAAUGGUUCCUAUUUAGCUAUAGAAGAAAUUUUGAUGGAGAGGCAGGAGAGGAUCCUUACUGGUUUUGGAUAACAAUGUGGUCCCAGAACUCAGAUUUUUGCCUUUUCUAACAGAUACUGAUUCUUGAGUCCGAGACGUUACCGAAACCAAUCUGAAUCUGCAGGUAAAUUUUUUAUUUUGUAAGUUUGUGUUAAAGAAUUUGACCAACUGAUUCAACCUUAUAAUUUCUCGUAUUAUCUAUGAGUUAAUUGGUUGAUUAAUGCAACAUACCAAUAUCAGCAA